Molecule: messenger RNA, 1682 nt
Organism: Poecilia latipinna (sailfin molly)
Lineage: Eukaryota; Metazoa; Chordata; Actinopteri; Cyprinodontiformes; Poeciliidae
Product: 5-hydroxytryptamine receptor 3E-like
Exons: 7
Biological process (GO): monoatomic ion transmembrane transport
Cellular component (GO): membrane
Molecular function (GO): transmembrane signaling receptor activity; extracellular ligand-gated monoatomic ion channel activity
Source: RefSeq, a predicted model, not a curated record
AGGUGGGACAAUGAGCACAUCUGGUGGGACCCGGAGCGAUUCUGUGGAACCACACAUAUCUUAGUCCCCACCAAAUAUUUGUGGAUGCCAGAUAUGACUAUUGAGGAGAUGACAGAGCAGGACAAAGCCUCUCCAAGUCCAAAUCUCAACAUCAGGAACUAUGGCUGGGUUGAAUUCAGAAAUGACCAGGUGGUGAUCAGCACAUGCAAGAUGCGUGUUUACAAAUUCCCAUUUGACGUUCAGAGCUGCAACAUCUCCUUCAAGUCCAUUAUGCACUCAGAUGAAGAAAUAAAGUUAUUUUACAACAAGAACAAUUCGGAGAUCUCAGAGUGGUCUCGAAAAGCUAUGGAGACGCAAUACGAGUGGCUGUUCGUCAGCAUGACAGUCACAAGCAAAACUGUCAACCAUUUUGGCUUCAAUCAAACAAUGAUUGUUUACACGAUAAACAUGAAGCGGAGGUCUGUCCUCUACAUUGCAAACUUCUUGCUGCCUGUCCUUUUCUUCCUGUGUCUGGACUUCGCCUCCCUCCUGUUGUCAGACACCGGCGGUGAGAAGGUUGGCUUCAAAAUCACCGUUCUGCUUGCUGUCACAGUGAUGCAGCUCAUUCUCAAUGACAUUCUUCCAUCUUCUUCGGACAAGAUUCCCUUAAUAGCGGUUUAUUGCAUUGGGACUUUUGCUCUUAUGCUGCUCAGCCUGUUGGAAACUAUUUUGGUGAUUCAUCUAAUUAAUAGAGACGCGUGGCAGGACAUUGAACAGGACAAGACAAAAGACCCAGUUGAAGGUCAGGAGGAGAAACUCACCAACUCGCACACCUGUUUUAUUGGAAUCAAGACAUGUAGCAGCUGUGCAUCUGUUAGCAAAAACUCAGCUGAUGGAAGGCUUUCUAUUGGAAAAGAGGGCAGCGAGGGCGGAGUUACCGAAGUCUCCAUUGCACUCGAAAAGAUGUCAGAUGAGCUUGGAGAAAUCAAGAAAUCAAUAACUCUUCUCAGCAGCAGACAGGAAGAGGAUAAAGCCGGUUACUGGACCAGAACUGCACAGAAAAUAAACAAGGCUUUUGCAGUUUUUUAUGUCACAGCAGCUGUCCUGUUUUUACUGUUUGUCUCUAUAAUGUGGUAUUCUGCAGAUGAGUAGUGACUAAAUGAACAAAUAGUUAAUUUUUAUUUAUUUUGAACAUCGGCAUGUUUUACUUUUCCGCAUUUUAUUAAUUUCAAGAAGUGUUUGUGUGUUGUCCGAUCAUUUAUUUUUUCCCCACCGCAUAAUUUUGCUUUGCUAAAGCUGGUGAUUUGUGCAACAGUGUUAUUAACCAACUUUUGGCGCCACUGAAAAAUGAUAAACAAGAGAAUGAUUAUGCCUGAAAAGUGGAUUAGUAUGCGUUAUCCAUAAUUCAGCAAAAAAGAUUUGAAAUUUGAAUUAUUGAAUUGUGUGGUUAUAUGUGAAACAUUACUAUAUGCAUUUUUUUAAAAUAAAUACAGAAGGUGUUUAAGAAAUUGAUGGGACAGUCUAAAGUCACAAACACCAUUUUAUGAUAUUACAUAUUGUUCUACCAGAAAAACAUCCAUUUCAUUUGUCUUGGUAAAUUAAAAAUUUUGUGCAUUUAAGCCUAGUCCUAAAUCUGUUCUAUUUGUUACAUAUUGUGCUAAACCACCCGAAAUUUGUGAACCGUUAAACUGAAUAAAUGGUUG